AUGCACGCUUCACGAGUGACUUCGGCAUUCGCAUUCGUUCUGGUGUUAUUCAUUCAUUGCGCAGGUUGGACUGCUGAGGCACGACGUCUGACUCCAUCCGAAGAAAGAAUCGCGUCGGUUGUGCUGGAUCGUCUACUCCAUUAUGAAUUGCACAAGUUGGACGAGUCACCGUGGGUUGGCUAUCGCAACCACGUAAAACGAGAGCUAGUUGAAUCACAGGGAUCGUACGUAAGGCCGAAAAGGGACCUGGUACGAUAA
Messenger RNA from Echinostoma caproni, 258 nucleotides. The record is from the annotation of a GenBank genome assembly. Lineage: Eukaryota; Metazoa; Platyhelminthes; Trematoda; Plagiorchiida; Echinostomatidae.